AUGUCUUCCUUGGAAAGACAAGGAGAAGGAAAGACAUAUAUCACUCUACAAUAUCUGUCGAGACUCGCUUUAUGGGUUUAUUUUCGAAACAUCAAAGUUAUCUGCAAAACACCUGUUGCUGCUGAGGGACCACUACUUGUAGCAGCCAACCAUUCUAAUAUGGUCCUAGACCCUAUCGUUCUCAUCGCUACCUUUCCACACUCAAGGCCCUGCCACUUCUGGGCACUUGCUCGAUUCUUUCGUAUACCUAUCGUGGGCAAGAUACUCGAAGCAGCAGGCGUAUUACCGGUUGAUACCAAGACUCACAGCAACGCUAAACUGUUUGAACACACGCUCCAAUCACUCGAUAAAGGCGCUGUCGUAGCGCUUUUUCCCGAAGGCACCUCCUAUACAGCACCUAAUCAUCUGCCGUUCAAGGACGGUAUCUCCUGGGCUUGUUUUGAAUACCUUCAGCAACUUGCAUCGAAACAAGAGAAAGAGAGAGACAGUAUAUCGAUCAUACCCGUAGGAAUCACUUAUAGUACAAAAAAUAAAUGGAGAAGUGAAGUUGUAGUCGAGUACGGAGAGCCUAUUAUUCAAACGAUCGACAAUAUUGAACAAUUUAAUCAAGACCCCAAGACAACGGUAAAGAAAUUGACAGAUCGUAUUGCAAAAGGUGUUGAACAAAGUACUAUAAAUAGUCCAGAUUGGGAUACAACCCAUGCGGCUAAACAAGCGAAAUUGAUUCUCUUUGGAGAUGCACGAGGCGUUAGAUUGGAAGAUUAUGUACAAGUGACGCAGAGUUUUAUCAACCUGCUUCAUCCUGACAGACUAAAACAAGAUGGAUGUCUCUAUAAAGAAGAGCGAAUUGAACUCAAAGAACGACUACUGCUGUUCAAUAAAAAGAUGGAGCAGAUUGGAAUCAACGCCAUGGAUAUUCGAAUGUAUUCCAAACGAGAGAUCACGAUCAGUAUAGCCAGUGUUCGACUACUCACAAAGUGGAUCACACUAUUUAUUCAAAUACCCUUAUUUUUACCUGGCAUGAUCAUUAAUUCCCCUUUUUACCUGCUUGGAAAAAUAGUAGAUCAGUAUGAACCCUAUACAGAAUCGGUAUCCCAAGAUAAACUGAUCUUUUCAGCCAUAUUCGCAUUCCCUGUGUAUGCAGUGUUGGUGUAUAUAUUUGACAGAAUAAGUGGAUAUGGAAAGAUGACAUGUCUAUUAUACAUUUUACUCUUGUUACCCUUAUUCGCUUGGUAUCAUAUGGCCCUUAUUGAUAAAAACUAUGACAUGCUGAAGCAAGCCAUUGCAUCAUGGCGCAUAUUUAUUUCAGUUGUAUAUCCCAAAGAUGAAUCAUUAUUAGAAGAUUGUUCAAGAUUACAGCAUUGGUGUAGAGAUCACAUGAAGCAGUUAUUAUUAAAGCUAUCAGAACAUGAAAGUGAAGCCAGCUAUUUACUAGAAUAUGGAAAGCCUUUAUUUGAACAAUAA
Molecule: messenger RNA, 1464 nt
Organism: Rhizopus microsporus ATCC 52813
Lineage: Eukaryota; Fungi; Mucoromycota; Mucoromycetes; Mucorales; Rhizopodaceae
Product: acyltransferase
Exons: 2
Coding region: 1-1464 (487 amino acids)
Biological process (GO): phospholipid biosynthetic process
Cellular component (GO): endoplasmic reticulum membrane
Molecular function (GO): glycerone-phosphate O-acyltransferase activity; glycerol-3-phosphate O-acyltransferase activity
Source: RefSeq, a predicted model, not a curated record